Phytophthora infestans T30-4 is the source of this 591-nucleotide messenger RNA. Its product is annotated as ubiquitin-conjugating enzyme E2, putative. The transcript is spliced from 4 exons. Bases 1 to 591 code for a protein of 196 amino acids. Gene Ontology annotation, molecular function: protein binding. NCBI's taxonomy places the organism in Eukaryota, Oomycota, Peronosporomycetes, Peronosporales, Peronosporaceae. The record is from RefSeq and is a predicted model, not a curated record.
AUGGCUCCAGGAGGACGCGUGCGUAAGGAGCUCGAAGAGUGUCAGAAAGACUCGGACCUGUCCGGCGUCACAGCCGAGCCUGUGAACGCCGCGUCGCUCUCAGAAUUGCGCGGCUCCAUCCAAGGGCCCGAAGCCACGCCGUACGAUGGUGGCCACUUCGAGCUGGAAAUCAUCAUCCCACCCAAAUACCCAUUCGAGCCCCCGCAAAUGCGCUUCUUGACCAAGAUUUGGCACCCCAACAUCUCGUCACAGACUGGUGCCAUUUGUCUGGAUAUCCUCAAGGACGCGUGGUCGCCUGCGCUGACUAUUAAGACGGCGCUGCUGUCCAUCCAAGCGCUACUAUCCGCUGCAGAGCCGACAGACCCACAGGACGCCGAGGUGGCAAAAAUGUAUCUCCACGACCACGAGCAGUUCCUCAACACUGCGCGCUUCUGGACUGAAAGCUACGCCAAACAGACCGAAACAGGAGACGACGCUGCACUCUCCAGACUCCUCGACAUGGGCUUCCCCGCUGAUCAGGCAAAAGCAGCACUGCAAGCAGCAAACGGUGACGAGAACGCUGCGAUCGAAAAACUAGUCAGCAGCAUGUAG